AUGGAUAGUUGCCUUGUGCUGUUUGCGAUUGCUAAACCGAUUCGUGUGAGAAUUAUGAAUAUGUGUUUGUCCUGCUUCUGUGUAACAGAUGCGACAGUAUAUGCUGAUAUGGUGUUAAAUUAUAACCUCGAUACUCCUCUUGAGGUUGACAAUGCGCCCUCAUACGUCGAGCACCUAGAUGAUGAGAGCAGUGCUCCAUUUUUCCUUUCCAUCGCAUCAGAUAGUCAUUGUAAUUGA
Molecule: messenger RNA, 237 nt
Organism: Necator americanus (New World hookworm)
Lineage: Eukaryota; Metazoa; Nematoda; Chromadorea; Rhabditida; Ancylostomatidae
Exons: 1
Coding region: 1-237 (78 amino acids)
Source: RefSeq, a predicted model, not a curated record